UCGAUUAGAAUAGUCUGAAGCCGGAUUAAAUAUAAGUAUUUAUGUGGACAUACGUUCUUUUGGCUUGGAGAUAAUUUCCUCGCUUCAUGUAUAUCGCUCACAAUUUGGAUCCAUCGAAUAUGCUAAUAUUAAAUGCAUUUGCAAUUAAAGAGCUUGCGUGACGCAUGUAAAAAUUUUCCAAGUAUGCGGAGGCGGCUAUUAAGAUCCUGAUAUAGUUUAUACAGCGAGCUAUUUCACAGCUAUCGAGCAUCCGUAUCUUUCAACGAUCGAUUGUCGUAAAGGAAAAUCUUUAGCGAGUGUACCUUCGCACCCUGAAUUGUAUUUACACAAUGGCAGAAACACAGCGAAUGACCACGUAUGGAAGAUAUCCAUCGUGUGCAAAUAAUUCUCGCCUCGAAGAAAGAAGAUCUAGAAGGCUGGCCAUGAUAUUGGAACGAAACAGAAAAUCGGACAAACCAGAUGAUUUCGUGUGCUACGAAUCAAGCGACGACGAAGAGGAAACUGUCAUGGAUGGUAAACAGUUUUUAAGGACAUCGUUCAACUUUAUCGAUUACGUUCGCUCUCGAGAAACCAAUACAAGAGAAAUUCGCAAAAUUAAUCAAGAAUUUGGCUCGAGGCAUAUACUAAGUCAUGAUCUUUUUAAAGAAUAUUCGGUUAGUUUAAAUAAUAUGAAUAAAGUAUUCUGUUCUCAAUGGCUCAGCGAUCGACAAGUUGUGUUUGGAACCAAAUGCAAUAAAUUAAUGGUUUAUGAUGUUGCUACGCAAAAAUUAGAUCAGAUUCCAUCUUUGCACGGGAGACAAAAUUCCUCUGGCGGAUUAGGCGGUGUUGCCGAACAGCAAUGUGGCAUACAUUCCGUUCAAAUAAAUCCAUCGAGGACUCUUUUGGCUACAGGAGGUAGAAAUAGUACUGAGAUAGCAAUUUAUAGAUUACCAACUUUAGAUCCUGUAUGCGUUGGUGAAUCAGGACACAGGGACUGGGUAUACGAUAUGUGUUGGCUAGACGAUGAAUUCUUAGUUUCAGGAUCUAAGGAUACUAAAAUGGCUUUGUGGCAAAUUGACAGCGAUUUAUCCGAAGCUCCGGACAAAGCCGACAUACCAUCGCACAGACUAAUUCAGCCAGUGUGUGUCAAAGAAUGUAGAUCUGCUCAGAAGGUGCGCUCGUUGCUCUUCAACAAAGCAUACAAAGAAAUCGCUGUAUUGUCGAUGAACAGUUUUAUACACAUUUGGUCCGCAGAAACAUUUAAGCAAAAAAUAUCUCGUAAGUUACCCGCUUGUCAAGAUAAUGUUUGUUUAGCUGUACACGAUGAUGGAUUGUACGCAGUUGGAUGUCGAUCGUACACAUUACUUUUAGAUGCUAGAACUCUACAGCCAAUUAAGAAAGUACCAUCGAGAUACAGCGGAUGUGGCAUUAGAUCAGCCAGUUUUCAAGGCUCGGUAUUAACAAUUGGAACAGGGCUCGGAAUGCUCAUGUUUUACGAUAUUAGAGCCCAAAAAUAUUUGGAAUCAUCGAUUAAUUCUAAUCGAACUGUCAUGUUGAAAGCUUCCAAGGGUUAUGUGUUCCCCGAUGAAGAUUACAUCGAUGGAUUUCAAAACGUUAAAUACACUCCGGCCAUUUAUACGCAUUGCUAUGAUGCAUCAGGAACUCGUCUGUUUUGUGCUGGUGGUCCACUUCCAACUAAUCUCUAUGGGAAUUAUGCAGGAUUAUGGCAAUGAAUAUACACGUUCAUUAAUACGUAUAGUUGUAAUUUUAUCGAUCUUAAUCAUCACAUUUUGUGACAUGUGCUUA
Messenger RNA from Ceratosolen solmsi marchali, 1785 nucleotides. It is a transcript of the gene DCAF12, whose product is annotated as DDB1 and CUL4 associated factor 12-like protein. Lineage: Eukaryota; Metazoa; Arthropoda; Insecta; Hymenoptera; Agaonidae. The transcript has 6 exons. Gene Ontology annotation, cellular component: Cul4-RING E3 ubiquitin ligase complex. The coding region runs from base 330 to 1712 and encodes 460 amino acids. The record is from RefSeq and is a predicted model, not a curated record. Gene Ontology annotation, molecular function: protein binding.